Messenger RNA from Radiomyces spectabilis, 3059 nucleotides. Its product is annotated as AAA domain-containing protein. Gene Ontology annotation, molecular function: helicase activity. Lineage: Eukaryota; Fungi; Mucoromycota; Mucoromycetes; Mucorales; Radiomycetaceae. The record is from RefSeq and is a predicted model, not a curated record. Gene Ontology annotation, biological process: double-strand break repair. The transcript is spliced from 25 exons. Gene Ontology annotation, cellular component: site of double-strand break; nucleus. The coding region runs from base 121 to 2940 and encodes 939 amino acids.
CCAGACUCCGCUACACGCGAGUUUUCAAUGUUGGCCGCAUAAUCAAAAUCACUUCGCGUUUUUCCGCGUCCCCGCAUUUUUCUCUUUUUCGAGUGUACCUUUUCCCUUUCCCUGCGGAGCAUGUCCCACAAUGAUCACUUUGUAGCCCACUAUGUCGUCUUAUUCACUGCACAAAAAGCAAAGAAGUUCAAGACAUGGCAAGACGGUGUCAUGAAAUACUACAGUUUCAAUAGAAAACUUGUCCUAACGGAUGAAAAAGGCUACGACAUUGACAAUAAAACCGGUGUGCCUGAAAUUGGCGAUGAAGUCGAAUUUGAAGGCCAUUUAGUAACUGUGGAGUCUUUUGAAGGACAGGAGUUAUGUACUGCGGCAGGUCCGAGCCAUUACAUUACUUCUGCUCCCGUCAUGGCCGCCGCCCCAGUACCUGUGCCGAUUCCACCGGUCGAUCGUGCUCUCAGUACUCAUGCCGAAGAUUACAGACAAGCGAGAAAGCGUCUUCGGAUGAUGGCGUCGAGCCGAACUGCUAACGACAGAAUCCUCACACCUACUGUUCCUCGUCCCCAUUUCACAUCACCUGCACCAAUAUUAGCCCAAACUCUCCCAUCCUCUACAGCAAUGACGGCAACAACAAUAGCACCGCCACCGCCACCGCCACCGCCGCCACAAGCACCAGCACCAGCACCAGCACCAGCACCACCAGCACCAACACGGACAGCAACAGCAGCAUCUGUUGUCUCCUCCUCGGAAUCGAUGCUAAACUCACCGUCCACCUCACCAUUACCAUCCUCAUUUUCAAUUCCCUCUACAACUAGUACGGUGACAAGCAACACUUUACUUACUACGCCAUCCAACACGACAUUUUCUACUCGUCUUGAGAUACCAUCAGCCGACAAGAGCAAAGGAAAGCGUAAAAUGGGAGGAACUUUGGCCUCUCAGUUGGCUGAUGAUGCAUUCAUGUUUGAUGACGAUCUACUCGAUGCCAUACUCCUUGAUGAUAAUAUUCCACCUUCAGCACCUGUGAUAAAUACCAAUAACAACGCCAAAAUGAUUGUUGAUCCGGCCAGCGAACCGAAAAACGACGGUGCAACCAAACGAGUUCGCGUUGGCUUGUCGAAGCGAACGGCAAAAAAACUUCACAGUCAGAUUGCCGAACCGCUUGGCAACGGUGCAUCAUCGUCAGCAGCAGAAAGUACAUUUGUGAAAGCUUCCACAGUUGAGGAGAUCGCCGAGCAGCCAGCACUUUUAGAGUCAUCAUCCAGUGCUGUGUCCACAUCGACAAACAAUAGAAACUUCAAAUCGCCACUGGAGGAAGGCGCUUCUAUGCCAUUGGUACUUCAAUACCCGAGUCGCGAAAAAGCACUCCAUCUUUUGAAAACACGAACUCAUCCGAAGCGUACUCGCACCGUGCCCACGCGUUUUACCAGUGUCGUGCAGUAUAAAGACACCUUCAAAAAGUUGAUCAAUGAACAUAUUCAGAUUCUCCUACUCAAUUAUGCAGUGUAUUAUCACUCAUUUUAUGAGAACUUCAAAAGCAAACCCGAUAUCGAGAGGAAUUUUCGAUCCAAGGGCGUUGGUUUUUACGGUGGCUGCAAUCUCAAGAGUGAUGGUCGUUUCCACAUGUCCGAUCGGUUCAAACUGUUCAUUAAAAACCGGGAACAUCAUUCAAAAUACAGCAAAGAUGAUAUUUGGAUUAUUUCAAAAAGUCCUCUGUUCGAAGCCAAUUCCACAUGUCUUGGUCGAAGUAUGUUCUAUGGUCCAUUCACUAAUAACAGUAUUGAGCUGGGAUGCUUGACGCCACGCGACACCCGAGUGGCCACCAAUAUCAUGCAAGAAAAUUGUCCAGUGUAUGCCCUUCGCACCAUUUCUGCAAACGCCGAAUUUAUGAUGCUAGAUGCCCUGGAAGACCGUUUACUUCGAAUGCCAAUUUUACCAGAUCUUUUGGCAGACCCCAAGCGCACUAAUCGUAAAAACAGCAAAAUCAAAGCCGCAUCACCGACGGAUCUGGAGUAUAUUCGGCUCACCAGAGAAGAUAAUAUCGAUGUAGAGGCCAAACUCCAGGAAACGAUUGAAAGAUAUUCUCUCAACGUGGAUCAAGCAAGCGUUUUGCGAACGGUGGCUAAAGCUGUCAUUGUGUGUCCCGGAUGGAAUGACGAGCCUGAACGAUCAAUUGUCUUGGUUCACGGUGUAUUUGGAUCGGGCAAAAGUUUUCUGGCAGCGGUGCUGAUUAUAUUCUUGCGCGAUAUCAUUGAUACGGCAUGCAGUGGAAGAGAACCCGAUGAUAUCAUCAUUUUCAAAAUCUUGGUAUCCUCCAUGACGAAUGUAGCAGUGGAUCGUAUUCUUUUGAGUUUGCUAAAACUAGGGUAUGAUCACUUUGUACGCGUUGGCAGUAUGAAGAAAAUUGCCAAGAAACUACUACCUUAUACAGCACAAGCCAAGAUUUCAAGCAAAGAAGAACUGAAGGAACUUGAAGAAAUGUUGGAUGAUCCUCAAAACUCGGAAGAGGACCAUGAUUUGAUCGCAAGCACGAUUCAACGAUUCAGAAAAAAAGAAAACAUGCUCCAAGAACUGCAAAUGGCUGAUGUUGUUGGCACCACCUGUAUGGCGUCGAUCUUUGACAUUUUCUAUGAAUCCAAGUUCCCCCUGGUUCUGUUGGAUGAAGUGUCUCAAAUGAUGGAACCAAUGACCAUGGUGCCUAUGGCGCGGUUCGGUUGUAACCGGUUGAUUAUGAUUGGCGAUCCCUUACAGCUGCCGCCUACGCUAGCUACAGCUGCAGACGAAGGCAUUAUUGGCCAAGGGCUGGACAAGACGUUGUUUGACCGAAUGACGGAGUUAGGAUAUGAGGUAACUAAUUUGAACAGAGAUGGGGAUGUAUGUGUACCAAUAGAAGCUGACGUUCAUCUUUGGCUCAGUCAAUCAUGCUACGAACGCAAUACAGAGUAAGUUAUGGAAUGGGGAAUUGUGGUACCAGGCUGUGGCUGAUGAUUCCACAUCUAAUAGUGUCACCCAAAUAUUGCGAAUAUCAGCAACCGGUUAUUCUACGAUCGCUAUCUACUUAAUGG